AUGGGAGCUGAUGAUUUAAAUGGAGCAAUACAAGGAUUAUUACGUUUGCAAGAUACUUACAAAUUAAAAACUAAAGAUUUAGCUAAUGGAAUUGUUGAGGAUAUUAAUAUAAACAAACAAAUGGAUGCAAAAGAUUGUUAUGAAAUAGGUUUGGCUGCAUAUAAUGAAGAGGUUAUAAUUUUUAGUUAUGAAAAUCCUAAAAAUUUUCGCAUGCGACGUUAA
Messenger RNA from Meloidogyne enterolobii, 222 nucleotides. The record is from the annotation of a GenBank genome assembly. NCBI's taxonomy places the organism in Eukaryota, Metazoa, Nematoda, Chromadorea, Rhabditida, Meloidogynidae.